Phaedon cochleariae (mustard beetle) is the source of this 1330-nucleotide messenger RNA. Lineage: Eukaryota; Metazoa; Arthropoda; Insecta; Coleoptera; Chrysomelidae. The record is from the annotation of a GenBank genome assembly.
UCUGGGUUGACGUUUACGCCCGAGAGAGAUGAAACUCCUGGGUUAUUCAGCGCUCUGCGCACUCCUCCUGUUGGCGGGCGCUGAAGAACAAAAGAAGAACGCCGCCAAAUCAGUGGCAGAACCGAAGUCCGCAGGCGCGAGACCCCAACGAGGCCUCGACCUUGGAUACGGAGGUGGAGGUCAUGACUUCGGAGGCGGAGGUCAUGAUUUUGGCGGCGGCGGCGGACAUGACCUUGGAGGUGGUGGAGGACACGAUUUCGGAGGCGGUGAUUACGGGGGCGGUGAUUAUGGCGGCGGUGACCAUGGAGGUGGUGACUAUGGGGGUGGUGACUAUGGUGGCAGCGCGGGAGGUGGUGGAUACGAUCACAGUGGUGGAGGUGGCGGCUAUGGAUAUGGAGGCCACGAAGAGAAGACAGUAACCGUUGUGAAAAAUGUGCCAGUACCUUACCCAGUCACCAAAGAGGUGCCAUACCCUGUAGAAAAGAAGGUUCCGUAUCCCGUGAAAGUCCAUGUCCCUCACCCAUAUCCAGUCGAGAAGAAGGUACCAUAUCCAGUAAAGGUCUCAGUCAAAGUUCCAGUAGCAGUCCACAAACCCUACCCAGUAGAAAAAACCGUACCAUACCCAGUCAACGUGAACGUAGACAAACCCUACCCAGUAAAAGUGCUCGUACCACAACCUUACCCAGUCGAAAAAACCGUACACGUCCCAUACAAAGUCCAUGUACCACAACCGUACCCCGUAGAAAAAGAAAUCCCUUACCCGGUCAAGAUACCAGUGCACAUCCCGAAACCUUACCCCGUGGAGAAAAUCGUACCUUAUCCAGUCAAGGUCCAUGUCGACAGGCCCUACCCAGUACACGUACCCAAACCCUACCCAGUACACGUGGAAAAGAAGAUUCCCUAUCCAGUUUUCAAACCAGUGCCUUAUCCAGUGAAGGUAGGAGUUGACAGACCAGUGCCCUACCCUGUGGAGAAACCUCUGCCUUAUCCAGUGAAGGUUCCAGUACCAGCUCCCUAUCCAGUGGAGAAGAAUAUUCCUUAUCCAGUGGAGAAGCCUGUGCCUUACGCUGUUAAGAUCCCGGUGUUCAAUCCAGUGCCUUAUACUGUUGUGAAGAAGGUUCCGCAUAUUGUGGAGAAGCCUGUGCCUGUUCCAGUUAAGGUACCAGUAGCUGUUCCAGUGAAGGAGGAACACCACGACGAAGGUGGUUACGGCGGUGGUUACGGUGGUUAUGGUGGUUCGGCGGGAGGGCAUGACUUUGGAGGUGAUAAUGGGGGUGGCCAUGAUUUUGGAGGCAGCCAGGAUAUAGGGGGUGGUCAUGGGUAUCAUUAG